ACCACUCCUCCAACCCCUGUUGUUGUGUUCUGAAAGAACUCUCAAUGACAUUCUUUCUCUUUCGUUUUUUUUGUACUGCCAUGUUUGUGUACUUCUCAAACGUGUCUUAUUCAGUCUUUUUCUGAUUUUGAAACAAGUUCUGUCCUAAAAGACCAAGAAAAUUAAGGGGAACACAGGAUAGAAUGUGGCAAGACAGACUGUCUCUGUUGUUGUCGAUUAUUGUGCUUGUGAUAGGCGAGGGAUUACAGACAUCUUUCAGACCUCAAAACUGUACACUGCAGUGUGUUUGCCAGAUAUUUUUCUCCAGAUUUUGUGCAUCUGUAAUCGUCACAACAAUUUGUUAAGUGAUAGCUGCGUGUUUCUUGUAUAUGGAGAAUUGGGGACCUCCUCUAGAACAUGAUGGCGGCGCGCUUAAUGGGGAUCACCAGGAUGCGAGUAUUGCAGAAUUAGUAAAGAUGAUGUUGAAACUACACUUGGAUUCACUUCUGCUGGUCUCUUUGCAGGUUGUAUGCCAUGGCUGUGUCAUUCUUUUUUAGGUCUGCAGAGUCCUGAGGUAUGCCAGCACUAUGUGCAUGCCCCGAAGAAUGUCACUGUUGAAUUUGUGGCAAGUCCAAACCCUAAAUAUGAGACUGUUGUUGUGUCUUGGAGGCCUAGCCAAUAUGGUAUUUCUUUUUUGCGUGGUUUCCUAGUUUCCCUCCAGCCUUUAGGAGGCACUCGGACCACAUGUCAGCUCUUCCUUCUUCAAAACAAUAUGUCACUUUCUGCUGUGCAUGCUCAAAGGGUGUAUUACUCAGAUCCUUUCACAGAUCUCUCCCUGGGUACCCAGUAUGCUGUGACUGUGAUGGCCCUGCCAGUUCCUGAGAUCUGGGACAAAUUUUAUCAUAGCAAAUUGUUCUUCACACGCUCAUGUCCUGAGAAAAAUGGCUUGGAGCACUGCAAAACAGACUGGUAUCCCAGAUAUAUUGAGGUUCACCAGGACAACAAGGAUAUUGUUGUGACUUUUAACUUGGCACCUAAGAAGUUGGGGAUCUAUCGCUAUUUUUCAUCAUGCUAUGGAGGGGGCUCACGCAGCUUUGAACUUAUUCAACCAGACUUGAGUAUAAACAGCACUCAUCAUACAUACCGUUUGCUGAAUCUCCACACAGAAAUCAACUAUACCUGUGAGAUUGCAGCAGAUAUUGUGGAUGCUGUAAGGAAGCAUUUCUUUGUUCAAGUACAGCACAAUGUAAAAGAGCCUUCACCCUUGCACAAGGCAAGUGUCUCAUUAGCAAUACUUUUCUCUGUGGGUAUUCUACUAGCAGCCUUCUUAGCAGUCAUCUUUACCAUUCACUGGCAGAAAAAACAAAAGAAAAAGGCAGCAAAAUCUGAGAAAACAUCAGACAUAACUGAAGAAUAUUAUGAUGAAUAUACAGAGCAUCAGUUCAUACCAGUAGCCAAGAGGACCAGUCCCCCUCGACUCCUGAUUUGCUACUCAAGCAGUGAUGGUUCUGCCCAUGUAAGGGUUGUCUUACAAUUGGCAACGUUUGUGCAAAUGCACAUGGCUACUGAGGUACAUUUAGAUCUGUGGGAUGCCUUAAGUUUGACAGAGGAAGGAGAUUUUGGGUGGUAUUGCAGGAAGAUAAAGGAGAGCGACUUUGUGCUCAUCAUCUGCUCCAAGGGUCUCAACCAGAGACAGCAUAACCAGAGAGAAGUGGACGAAAGGGCAAAUACUUCCCUAGCUAUUAUAGCCAUGAUUGGAGAAGAGAUAUUUCGUGCCAGAUCUCUCGGCCAGGACCUCUCCAAAUACAUAACUGCUAUUUUUGAGUAUUCAGAGAAGUCAGACAUCCCCACCAUGUUAAGUUUGGCCUCUCAUUAUACUCUUCCAAAGGACUUGGCACUGCUCUUCUCCCAUCUUCAUGGAGUGGCUUUGCAAAAGCCAGGAGCUUAUCUACAAAUAGAAAACAUCUCAGAAAAUGGCUACUCUAAGCUCCCAGCUGGUGCAGCAUUAUUACUAGCUAUUCAAGAUGCAAGGAUAUUUAUUUCUGGUUUGUAAGCAUCUGGCAAGAGAAUUGCAGAAAAUCCUGGGCCUAACAAAAUAGCAUGUGAUGCGAGACCCAAAUCUAUCCUGCUCAACUUGUAGGUUUUUCCAUUCAAAUCAACCAAAGAAGUUAUAAGCCUAUCUGAACCUUAAAGGCUCUGCAGGGAUUAAUAGUGCCAGACACUGCUUAGAGGUACAUUUUAAUGAUUGACAUCCUGUGGCUAUGGCUUUUACUUAUUCAGUCAGUUGAUUAAAUCAGGGAUUCAAGUGCUCCUUUUGAUAUUUUUCUCGCCUUUUCCCCUCUUUUUUGUUGGGUCUAUAUGGAUAUUUUAUAUUUUGCCUUGUAUUUCAAGAAAUUAUAUAUGUGAACAUAUAUGAGCUUUUGUGAAAAUCUGAUGCAUAAAACAAAUGAGACAAUUUUAUUCUUCGUCAUUUAUUUAUUAAGAAAGAAUUAUCCGGUAUUACAGAUCUAUGAGUGGCAAAAGUAUGUGAUUCUUUCAGUAUCUGGUGUGACCUCCUUGUACAACAAUAACUGCAAGUAAUUGUUUCAAAACUGUUGAUUCAAUGGCUUGGAGGGAUUUUAGCCUAUUCUUCAGUAAAGAUUAGUUUAAAUUCUGGAAUGUUGGUGGGUUUCCUCACAUGAUCUGCUUGCUUCAGGUUUUUCCACAACAUUUCUAUUGCAUUAAGGACCAGAUUUUGACUUUGCCAUUCCAAAAUAUUCAUUUUUUUCUUCCUUAGCCAUUCUAUGUUAGAAUGACAUGUGCUCGGUGUUCUCUUGUUGCAUGACCCAUUUUCACUUGAGAUUCAGUUCAUGGAUAGAUGUCCUGAUAUUUUUGCUGCUAUAAUUUAGAGUUCCUUAUUCCAUCAAUGAUGGCAAGCUGUCCUGGCAUAGAUGCAGCUAAACAGGCCCAAACCAUGCUACUACCACCUUGUUUUAAAGAUGGGAAAAGCGUUUUCUUUUCUCCAAACUUAAACUUAAUGCUUCUCCUUUAAAGCAAAAAAGUUCUAUUUUGUUCUAGUCUGUCCACAAGACAUUUUCCAAUAGAAUUCUGGCUUAUCCACAUAAUCUUUAGCAAACUUCGGACAAGCAGCAAUGUUUGUUUGGAGAGUGGUGACUUUCUUCUUGCAACUCUGCUAUGCACACCAAGAUUAUUCAGUGUUCUCCUGAUGGUGGAAUCAUGAACAUAAACAUAAAUGUAAGAGACACCAUUAGUUGCUUAAAAGUUUCUCUAAGUUCAUUUGUGUCCUCUCAGACUAUUAUGCAUCUUGCUUUUGAAGUGAUCUUUGUUGGUUGACCACUCAUGGGGAGAAUAGUAAUAUUUUUACAUUUACCUUGCAUUAUUUUUGACACAAAUGUGUUUCUUUCAGUGUCCCGGUUUGUGUUUUUAUUAAUAAAGUCUGAAACUGUAAAUGACUUGAUGUAUGAAUUUAAUAUAAAUGUUUCCAUAAAAUUAUAAACUUCUUUGAAUGACUAGUAUUUUAUUAUGUAUGUAAUGUAUUAGUAUGAUUAAAUGACACACCAACACACUGAAGAAAACUCUGAAUCUUCGCUCUUCUACUUACAUGAGCUCAAUGUUCAAAGUGAACACUGUAAAAAGUACACUGUACAUUAUGAAAGUAGUUACUAAUAUAAUUAGUAACUACUUUCUUAAGUUUAAGUUUCUAAUUCUGGGAAAUUUCAUUAUUUCAGUAUGUGAAACUUUAUGGAGGUCAUACAAAAUACUAAAUGUAGUAGUUUUUGUUGUGGGGUGUAUUUAUUUUGCAUUAACUAAUUUUGUAAUCUAAAUGACUUUCAUGUUAUGAGUUAAACAAGUGUUCUAUAAAACACAGAUUUGUCAAA
Messenger RNA from Hemibagrus wyckioides, 3857 nucleotides. Its product is annotated as interleukin-17 receptor D. Gene Ontology annotation, molecular function: protein binding; interleukin-17 receptor activity. Bases 509 to 2032 code for a protein of 507 amino acids. The record is from RefSeq and is a predicted model, not a curated record. Lineage: Eukaryota; Metazoa; Chordata; Actinopteri; Siluriformes; Bagridae. The transcript is spliced from 13 exons.